Molecule: messenger RNA, 694 nt
Organism: Gekko japonicus
Lineage: Eukaryota; Metazoa; Chordata; Lepidosauria; Squamata; Gekkonidae
Gene: UHMK1
Product: U2AF homology motif (UHM) kinase 1
Exons: 3
Coding region: 1-591 (196 amino acids)
Biological process (GO): regulation of protein export from nucleus; positive regulation of translational initiation; peptidyl-serine phosphorylation
Cellular component (GO): nucleus; neuronal ribonucleoprotein granule
Molecular function (GO): ATP binding; protein serine/threonine kinase activity; ribonucleoprotein complex binding
Source: RefSeq, a predicted model, not a curated record
AUGAAGGUUUAUGAUACGUCUAUGAGUGGUAGCUCAGGUGCACAGUUCAGUGAAACCUGCCGGGUCUGGACUGAGGAUACCUGUGUGGUCACCCUGUACGGCGUGUUUACGAGCUGCUCUUCUACCAAGGGCCCCUCUCACUCUCUUCUCCUGGAGUUGCUGGACAUCAGUGUGUCAGAGCUCCUGGUGCAUUCCAGUCAGCACGGCUGCUCCAUGUGGAUGACCCAGCACUGUGCCCGGGAUGUCCUGGAAGCCGUGGCGUUCCUCCACCACAAGGGCUACGUGCACGCUGACCUGAAGCCGCGCAACAUCCUCUGGAGUGCGGAGCAGGAGUGCUUCAAGCUCAUUGACUUUGGACUCAGCUUCAAAGAAGGGAAUCAGGCGCACCGAGCAGCCGCCGAACAAACGCCCUGCCGGUGGAUUGGCACCCGCACAGCCCUCCUCCUUGCACCAACCAGGGCUGCGCUUUCCCCCGAAAGGACUCGUUUGGACACCGAUGCCACCUGCGCAGCCACGAUGAGAGGAGAAGGCGCGUUCAGAAGCCCCACCACCACAAAAGCCUCGGCGCUUCACCCCUUGGCGGCUCACUGACGCCGCCCUUCCCGUCGGAGGCCACGGGCCUGCUGCGUGGCAGGAGGGGGCUCCGGCCGGGACAGCCGAGGCGCUUUCCUUCCACCUCCCUCGGAGGCCAGGC